UUUCUUUACUUCCCCCCUUCACCACAUUCAACUGUCGUGAAUAAAAAUUUCUACAACCCCGACAUUCAUCAUGCCUGGUAUCUGGUCUCGACACCCGAAGUACUUCAUCUUCGUUCUCGUCGUUCUUGGAACAACCUUCUACCUCCUUAAUCCUCUUUCGCCAGAGCCUCAAUUCAAGCGGUUGAGCUUCCCAUACGAUCUUGAGCUGCCAGGACGUUUAGAACGAGCAGAAACCAUCUACAAAAAGCUUCUAGAUGACAGAAGAGGAUUGAUCAAGAAGUUUGGACCAACUCCUGCUGACGUGCAAAUGUUCCCUGCUGACAAGGACCCGUGGCCUGCAUAUACUGUUUGGGAUUUCUUCCCUGCCGCUUACAACUGCCCUCACGAUAUUCAACGUCUGGGAGCUCUUGGUGACGGUGGAAAAUGGGUUUGUGGUAUCACACGUAUAGAGAACAAGCAGGACUGUGUCGUCUACUCAUUCGGUAUCAAUCAUGAAUCUUCCUUCGAGGCUGAAAUUCUUGCCAACACCAAUCAUUGCGAAAUUUGGGGUUAUGACUUUACUGUCCACUCAUUCGGCCCUCAAAUAACCAAGUCGCAAGAGCACAGAACUCACUUCUAUCCCUACAAACUCGGAGGCAGCAAUAAGCCAGCAGUUGGCGAUGAACCCGCUAUGUUCACCCUCAGUUCUUUGAUGAAGACAAAUGGACACUCCCACAUUGAUAUUCUCAAAGUCGACAUUGAGAGUUGGGAGUUUGAGACGUUGACUACGCUCAUCAAGUCCUACACAAGCGCCGGCCUUCCUCUUCCCUUUGGUCAGCUUCAGCUCGAAAUCCACGCUUGGAACAAGUCUUUUGAGGAGUUCUUGUCAUGGUGGGAGAUGCUUGAAGAUGCUGGCCUCAGACCUUUCUGGACUGAGCCCAACUUGGUUUACCAAAACUACAAUCGCGGUGCAACGGUUGAUCUUGCGGAAUACUCCUUCCUCAACGUCAAGGGCGACAACGUCUUCAUCCGUGACCCUCCAAGAACAUCAGCGGAGAGGAAGCACGAUGUAUAAAAUGGAACUUCAUAUACCCCUACCCCUACCCCCUCUUCAUACUAUCCAUUCAUUUUGAGUAAUGACACAAAAACAACGGUAUACGUAGACAUUUCCUGUGUAAUUUGCUCCUCAUAUAAAGGAGGUUGUGGACUAUCCACUAACCAUUCGUUUUCUUAGUUACUUCGGUUACCCGCCAGGCUCUUGCUUGCCAAAACAUGAAUACAGCAGUCCAUUCCUUUUUA
Marasmius oreades (fairy-ring Marasmius) is the source of this 1278-nucleotide messenger RNA. RefSeq lists its product as uncharacterized. The transcript has 6 exons. NCBI's taxonomy places the organism in Eukaryota, Fungi, Basidiomycota, Agaricomycetes, Agaricales, Marasmiaceae. The coding region runs from base 71 to 1054 and encodes 327 amino acids. The record is from RefSeq and is a predicted model, not a curated record.